AUAUCCCUUCUGUUACCAGUAUAAAAGUCCUAUAUCUAACUCUGAACAAGAAAACCACACCAAAGAAAAAAAAGAAAAAUGGGAUCCGAAGCUCCUAUUCAAAUCCUCCUUGUGUCUUACCCUGCACAAGGACACAUAAACCCUCUUCUUCGACUAGCAAAGUGUCUUGCUGCAAAGGGCUCUUCUGUCACUUUCAUCACAACAGAAUAUGCUGGCAAAAACAUGCGAACCGUUAACAACAUCACUGAUAAAUCAACCACUCCAAUUGGUGACGGUUCUCUCACUUUCCGGUUCUUUGACGACGGUUUACCAGAAGAUGAUUCCACUAUCAGACCAAGCCUUAGUGGCUACUCAGAACAGCUGGAACUGGUUGGUAAACAAUUUCUUUCUCAAAUGAUAAAGAAUCAUGCUGAUUCAAACAAACCAAUUUCAUGUAUCAUAAACAACCCUUUUCUUCCAUGGGUUUGUGAUGUUGCUUAUGAAAACGAUAUUCCUUCUGCUUUGUUAUGGGUUCAAUCCGCUGCUGUUUUCAUAGCUUACUAUAACUAUUUCCAUAAACUCACACCUUUCCCUACGGAUUCAGAGCCUUAUACUGACGUUCAAAUCAACUCUUCUUUGGUUCUUAAAUACAACGAAAUCCCAGAUUUUCUACACCCUUUUUGUAAAUAUCCGUUUCUAGCGACACUCAUCUUAGAACAGUUUAAGAAUUUAUCUAAAGUUUUCUGUGUAUUAGUGGAUACAUAUGAGGAACUAGAACAUGAUUUCAUCAAGUAUAUUUCCGAAAAAUCAAUCCUCGUAAAAACUAUCGGUCCUUUGUUCAACAACCCAAGAAUCAAAGAUGCGAGUGAUAUUCGGGGCGAUUUUGUUAAGAAGGACGAUAGUAAUAUCAUAGAGUGGCUUAACACGAAGCGGGAAGGAUCUGUGGUUUACAUAUCUUUUGGAACGAUUGUGUAUCUUUUACAAGAACAAGUGGAUGAGAUUGCACAUGGGUUGUUGGAAUCUAAAGUAUCGUUUCUGUGGGUAUUGAAACCGCCUUCUAAGGAAAGUGGUCGAGAGCCACAUGUAUUGCCGGAUGGGUUUUUGGAGGAGACAAGUGGGCGAGGAAAAGUGGUGAAAUGGUGUCCACAAGUAGAAGUACUUGCUCAUCCUUCAGUGGGAUGUUUCAUGACACAUUGUGGUUGGAAUUCAUCGAUGGAGACACUUACUUUAGGAGUUCCGGUGUUGACGUUUCCGGCAUGGGGUGAUCAAGUUACAAAUGCGAAAUUCUUGGUUGAUGUUUUUGGAGUUGGGAGUAGGUUGGGUUAUACUCAGAUUGAAGAUAAGCUGGUGAGAAGAGAUGAAGUGAAGAAGGGCUUGUUGGAAGCUUUGACAGGGGAAAAAGCAGAGGAAUUGAAGAAAAAUGCGAUUAAGUGGAAGAAGGCGGCGGCGGAUGCGGUGGCGGAUGGUGGUUCCUCUGAUCGGAAUCUUGAUGAAUUUAUGGAAGUUAUUAAGAAACGUGGAUCUGUAAACAUUCGGAAAAUUUAGUGUAGAGUUUCAUUAAUUAAGAAUAUCUUGGCUGUCUUUGUUUGUCGUAGAAUAAGGACAAUUAUUGUAGUAGUUGUAUUUUCGUAACGGAUUUCAAUGAAAACUGCGAAACGGAACUUAUGUUUAUGUUUUA
Vicia villosa (hairy vetch) is the source of this 1657-nucleotide messenger RNA. Its product is annotated as cinnamate beta-D-glucosyltransferase-like. The coding region runs from base 79 to 1524 and encodes 481 amino acids. The record is from RefSeq and is a predicted model, not a curated record. Gene Ontology annotation, molecular function: UDP-glycosyltransferase activity. The transcript has a single exon. NCBI's taxonomy places the organism in Eukaryota, Viridiplantae, Streptophyta, Magnoliopsida, Fabales, Fabaceae.